Molecule: messenger RNA, 979 nt
Organism: Maylandia zebra (zebra mbuna)
Lineage: Eukaryota; Metazoa; Chordata; Actinopteri; Cichliformes; Cichlidae
Gene: vapal
Product: VAMP (vesicle-associated membrane protein)-associated protein A, like
Biological process (GO): neuron projection development
Cellular component (GO): plasma membrane; endoplasmic reticulum membrane
Molecular function (GO): FFAT motif binding
Source: RefSeq, a predicted model, not a curated record
CGAGUGCGCGCAACAGAGGGCUGUGCACUCGCGCGUUCAAGUAUUUGUACCCACAUGCUCGCUGAGCUCAGUCAGCGUUUGACUCAGUAGUGGCAGAAGGGAUCCAGGAUUUCCACUUGUUAGUAAACUCCACGAUACCGAAAUCAAGUGCAUCCCUUCAGCCAACAUGUCAAAGUUGGAUCAGAUCCUUAUCCUCGACCCUCCGUCUGACCUCAAAUUUAAAGGCCCUUUUACAGAUGUAGUCACCACCAACCUCAAACUGAGGAACCCUUCUGACAGAAGAGUGUGUUUCAAAGUGAAAACGACAGCGCCACGUAGGUACUGCGUACGGCCAAACAGCGGCGUUAUCGAUCCUGGAUCAAGCGUCAACAUCUCUGUCAUGCUACAGCCCUUUGACUAUGACCCCAAUGAGAAAAGUAAACACAAAUUCAUGGUGCAGACUAUUUUCGCCCCGCCAAACGUCACCGACAUGGAAUCAUUGUGGAAAGAUGCAAAGCCAGAUGAUCUCAUGGACUCCAAGCUGAGAUGUGUCUUUGAGCUGCCAUCUGAAAAUGAUAAAGUGAAUGACGUGGAGGCGACCCGAGCCGCCCCCGUGAUGAACUCCGUGAAGGCGGAGUCGUCGGCAGCCGCGGUGCCUAUCGCUGCCGGAGCGGACGACGCGGAGAUGAAGAAAGUGGUGGAGAAGUGCAAGAGACUGCAAGCUGAGAUGAACAAGCUGAGUGAGGAGAACCGGCAAUUAAAGGACGAAGGUUUGAGAAUGAGAAAGAUGCCCCGCUCAGACCACAUGACACCAAACUCGACCAGCCUGCUCGGUCGGGAAGCCAGCGCCGCCUCCCUACCAUCCCUCCUCGUUGUCAUAGCAGCCAUCUUCAUCGGAUUUUUCAUAGGGAAGUUCAUCUUGUAGACUGGGAGAAGCAUGCCAGCCGUAUCCCACGCCUCGGCUCUGGAAUUAAAAAAAAAAAAAGGAAAAAAAAAAAAA